This is a messenger RNA of Macadamia integrifolia, 2403 nucleotides long. RefSeq names its product protein CUP-SHAPED COTYLEDON 2-like. The record is from RefSeq and is a predicted model, not a curated record. Gene Ontology annotation, molecular function: DNA binding. The transcript has 3 exons. Gene Ontology annotation, biological process: regulation of DNA-templated transcription. The coding region runs from base 1095 to 2180 and encodes 361 amino acids. Lineage: Eukaryota; Viridiplantae; Streptophyta; Magnoliopsida; Proteales; Proteaceae.
GCUCUCUCUCUCUUUUUAAUCUUUAAAAUUUGAAGAUUCUUUUAAUUAUAGUGAUCAAAGAUGUAAAACAGAAGAUGAAUUGUUAAGUUCUUGGCUUAAAGUCAACUUAAUCACAGGGGAAUGAGAAAGAAGAAAGCACAAACCCACGAGAGGAAGGGGUGGGGAAAGGUAGGGAAGGAGAGGAGGUGGCCUUGAGAUUUACCUUUCCCUGUCUAUCGGAUUAUUUAAUCUGGUACUGUGGCUUUGCUUUUGCUGACAGAUGAGAUAUGAAGCAGCCUUAUCGAUACACGAUCAAAUCCUCCAAACCUCUGCUCUUUCUCUCUCUUUCUCUCUCUCUCUCUCUUAAACUACUUUCUGUUCCCCCCUUUCAUUUUCUUCACUGACAGAGAAAUACCUGCACACUUUCUGGCGCACGCACGCAUACUCAAACCAGAACCCCAACCCCACACACAUAACCCAUCUCUCUCUCCCUCUCUCCAGCUAUGGAUAUGAUAAGGGCUGCAGACGCAGCAGAGGCAGAUGCAGAGAAACAGAGAAGGACAGAGCAAGAAACGCAGAUCUUCCAGCCAGAUCAUACCUUAUUAUUGCGCCUUCUCACUGCCACACGAUUCAUCAAGUCCAUAAGAAACGCAUUUAACCCUUUUCUCCACCCCAUACAAUUGUUCCAGUUGCUCUAAGCAAGAAGAAGAUUUUUCUACUUCGUUCCAUCUCUUUAAUGGCUUAGUCGCACCUGGGUUUUGAUUGAAGCUUGAAGAUAGUCGUCUGGGUUUUGCUCUUUUAUUUGGUUUGUUUGUUAGUUGCUCUGUUUCUUUCUGGCCCUUUAUUUAAAGGGCGCUUUCGUUGGAAUGUGCCUUUUUGUUCCGACCUGUGUUGUCUGCAACUAAUCUUGGUUUAGAAAACUGAGGUCCCCUCUUCUGUUCUCAAAUUCAUUCGUUUCACCAUUGGUUAUUAUGAGAUCCUGAAAAGAAGUCUUUUUCUUGCUCUGUCUUAUAUCAUGGUUUUUUAGUACCUUUUCAUGAAAGCUUAGAACCCAUCAAGUUCAACUUAAUUCCUAGUAUUCUUCUCUUGUUUUCUGCAACUGGGUUUUUGUUUCCAUGGAAAACUACCAACUUUUUGACAACAGUGACCCGCAUUUGCCCCCUGGCUUUCGAUUCCAUCCCACCGAUGAAGAGCUCAUCACAUACUAUCUGGUUAAGAAGGUUCUCGACGGUAGCUUCACGGGCAGAGCCAUUGCCGAGGUUGAUCUCAACAAAUGUGAACCAUGGGAGCUUCCUGAGAAAGCAAAGAUGGGAGAGAAAGAGUGGUACUUCUUCAGUCUCCGGGACCGAAAGUACCCAACUGGGCUAAGAACAAACAGAGCCACAGAAGCUGGGUACUGGAAAGCAACUGGGAAGGAUAGAGAGAUUUACAGCUCAAAAACCUCUGCACUUGUGGGUAUGAAGAAAACUUUGGUUUUCUAUCGUGGUAGAGCUCCAAAGGGUGAAAAAAGUAACUGGGUCAUGCACGAAUAUCGCCUUGAAGGGAAACUUUCGUACCAUUACCUCUCCCGAAGCUCCAGGGUAUCAAUCGGUCUUUAUGUGCCUGACGAGUGGGUGAUUUCCCGUGUGUUUCAGAAGAGUCUAGCAAUUGGUGGUGGUGGUGGUGGUGGUGGAGGGAGCAGCAAUGGAGGCAAGAAGAACCGCCUCUCUUCCACCGCCGGCAACCUUAGCCAAGAUGUUGGGUCACCAUCAUCGACUUCGCUUCCGCCACUGCUGGACUCGUCUCCCUACACGGUAAGUGACCGAGAGAGCUGCUUUUAUGAGAGCGAAAGCGCAAGGGAGCACGUGCCCUGUUUCUCCACUGUAGCUGCUUCUGCUGCUGUACCUUACAACAUCAAUCACCAGCUUCCAUUGGUUCUUGGGUCAUCUGGAUCGUCGAUCAUCUCCCCUUCAGACUCUACCACCGCACGAUUUGGGUUUCCAAGCUUGAGGUCUUUGCAAGAGAAUCUACAGUUCCCUUUCUUCUUUUCUCAGGUGACGGCGCCACCGGACGCGAUUCCGGUCUCCGACAAUCAGAAUGGACUUAACAUGUGCAGCUCCGGUGUUAACUGGACGAAUUGUGAACCUCCAAAGAUGGAGAGGAUUGAGACAAGCCGAUUGCCGGUGGGGGCCACCGAGCUUGAUUGCAUGUGGACUUACUGAACUCUUUCGUUUUUAGUGUAGUAGGGUGUGGUGUGAAGUGAACUCUGGAACUUUUGCAUUAAUGACGGAUAUGUACCUAACCUUAAAUGCCAGGGGUAGUAGUACUUAAUAUAUAGUAUAGUAUAGACAGUAUAUGUUACGUUCUAAGUUCUAUCUUUAUGUAUUUUGCAUUUUUCUGAUGGGUCUCUCUGACUAUGAAAGAAUGUUGGGUUUUGUUGUCCUU